AUGGCAAUGUUUUCUCAUACAUCAAGUUCAUCGAGUGAUAUAGAGAAUUACGGAAUGGCGAAUCAUGUUAUAAAGGCUAAUGAAGCGGGCACAGUUAAACAAGAAAUGAUGGAAGAAUUGGAGUUAGGAACUUUUGAACAAGAAGGUGAAGAUGCACAAACUGUUUCCAUUAUGUUCGCCAAGUCUCCAUACAAAUAUUGCAAAACAAUUUCACUCAAUGUGUUGAACAUUGUGGUGGGGUAUAAACAUACCCUCACUAUAAUGUGGGUUUUAAUGGGAGCAAUAAUCUUACAGUGCAUAUUGUAUGUAAUAAUCGAAGCAGCCUGUAUGCCAGCUGUAUACAAAAAGCGUAUCAAGCGUAAUGAUAUGGAAUUUAUUUUAUCAGUAGUAUCGAACGACACAAUUGAUUACAGGUUUUACCUCAAUUAUGCACGUUCAGUAAAAUUAUGGGAUAAUAUUUGA
This is a messenger RNA of Naumovozyma castellii, 462 nucleotides long. RefSeq lists its product as uncharacterized. NCBI's taxonomy places the organism in Eukaryota, Fungi, Ascomycota, Saccharomycetes, Saccharomycetales, Saccharomycetaceae. The record is from RefSeq and is a predicted model, not a curated record. The coding region runs from base 1 to 462 and encodes 153 amino acids. The transcript has a single exon.